Dentiscutata erythropus is the source of this 1026-nucleotide messenger RNA. The record is from the annotation of a GenBank genome assembly. Lineage: Eukaryota; Fungi; Glomeromycota; Glomeromycetes; Diversisporales; Gigasporaceae.
AUGAUUAAUGUAGUUGAGGCUAUUGAUUUUAGGAUGCAAAAAGAAGCCCUAAAUGCAAGUUUUAUAAUAUGGAAAUAUAAGUCAUUAAUAUAUCAUCAGCUAUUUAUUAUAGAAAGACUUUUUAGUAACAUCGAGGAAUUAAUUCAAAAGCAUUUAUCAUAUCGAAUUAUUGAAGAACUUAAGAAUCAAAUGUGUGAAUCAGUUCUUUAUCAAUGUAAAAAAAUAGAGAUCGGUUCUACUAUUGAAUUUAAUGAGGAUCAGUUAAAACAAAUAGUAAAUCAGAAAGAGUAUAACGGCAAAUUCAAUGAAAAUCAAACGGCCGUCGAAGAUUAUUAUGACUUCCAGCAAACAUAUUUAAAGGCAUUAAUGAAUUCUGUUUCGAAUAAUACAAUUAAAGAAGUCUGGCAAAUUAUUCCCUACAUGGCACCAAACUCAUAUCAACAUAUUAUUUUACUUGAUGAUAACAUGCAUUUAUGUACAUGUUUGCUUCUGGUUUCAUGUAGUAUCAUUUGUCGACACUAUUUUAAGUUGAUGGUAGAAAAUCCAAGUGCAUUAUUUCACGUAAUGCUAAUGCCAACCAGAUGGUUUCAAAAUGACUCAUGGGAGCAUUUGGAUCUUAUUUCUAAAGAACCGUUUAUUGGAUUGUCAUCUCCAAAAUCUCAGGAUAAAAAUAUACAACAAAUUGUUCCUAAACAUUUCAACAAUAUUCAGGAAACUGAUAAUGAUCAAAAGAAUUUGAAUGAAUUUAUUUUGUCUUAUAUUGCAAGAAAGGAAAAAAAGCAAGAGUCUGAAGCUCAAUCAGUAAUUAUUGAAGAUCAAACAUUAAAUAAUGAUAAUAUUGUAAGACUAGUUGAUGGUCACAUAUAUGAUGCAGAUGAUAUUCAAGAUCCAAUUGCACAUCAGAGUAAAGGUAGACCUGCCACUAAGUGUUUAAAAGCUUUUACUGAAGAAAAUAAUAAAGCAUCCACUAGCAAUACAAAACAUGCAAAUAGCAGUAAUAGAGAGAAAGGAAUUGAAGUAUCAAGU